Aspergillus candidus is the source of this 1052-nucleotide messenger RNA. Its product is annotated as putative FK506 suppressor Sfk1. Lineage: Eukaryota; Fungi; Ascomycota; Eurotiomycetes; Eurotiales; Aspergillaceae. The coding region runs from base 295 to 1023 and encodes 242 amino acids. The transcript has 6 exons. The record is from RefSeq and is a predicted model, not a curated record. Gene Ontology annotation, cellular component: plasma membrane.
CCGUUGACACCACUUUCUUCACUCACACCCUUGGCUUUUUCUGGGGUUGUCCGGUGUUAGCAAGAAGUCCAGCUCAAAGCCCCUUCGGUAUAGGAAAAUCUGAUAGCCAUGGUACACUAGAAAGGAUCGUCGUCCUCUCCCUUCGCACUAGGAAGGUCUCCUCUUAUCCUUGCUGGAACCUUGUUUCAACGACAGUCCCAGCUCGUGGAAGUCUCGUUUGUCUACGGUCCUCUUAUCAGUCGACCCCGUACAGCCGUAGAUACGCAGAGCUGAGUCGGCCUGUAUAUCGGCGCCAUGUGGUCCGUCCCGUUAUGGACCUACCCUCUCAUAGCAGCAUGUUCUUGGCUAGCAAUGCUCAUCAGCAUGCUGGCCUACUGGCUGGAGGCGGGAGAGCCGGUUUAUGAGACGAUGCGGGGAUCGCGGACAUUUCCGUUCAUAUCGGAUAUUGGAUCGCAGGAACCGAAGCCCGUGUUUGUCUUUGGGAGUUUCCUUACGAUGCUGUUUCUGAGUCUCUCGAUCAUUCUCAAACAAUGGCCGAGGGAGAAAGACCAGAUCGUUCAGAGAUCACGAUACACGGGCCCGUUCUGCACAUAUCUGUCCAUUCUUUCUUCUAUCAUCGGGAGCAUGGCGCUGGUUCUAUCGGCGGUAUUUGAUAACAAUCAUUAUCGAACAUUGCAUGAUAAUACGUCAUUCAUUUUUAUAACCUCCUUCCUUCUCAGCGGAAUAUUCAUUUGCGCAGACUACAUCCAAGUCGGCAUCCACAGCAACUGGGACCACGAAGUCCUAGUCAAAAUCACCACAGUGCGACUCUUCAUCGUCAUUGUUGAACUUUUCCUUUCCCUCGCUUUCAAAUGGGCGUCUAUCAACACUAGCACGAAGCACCCAUCAGCCAUCCUCGAGUGGGUGGUCGCAUUCCUUUUCACCGGCCAUAUCCUCUGCUUCUUCGUCGACCUUCAUCCGCCAUUCCGCACUUACCUUCUAUACGAAUACACAUCGUUACCCAUGUCCGAGAUCCCAUUCUGAGCGAUUGGUGGGACGUACGAAAAGAUAUA